ACCCACCCAUCAGCCAGCCAGCACCAUGGCAGCGCUCCUCCUCUUCCUCUUGCUCGCUCUCGCCGCCAGCAACAGCAAGCACGGAGGAGCAGUUGCUGCCGCCGACGACCCACCUGCCCUACGCAUCCUCACACUUCGCGGUAGCCCCGAAAACACCUCCCUGGCCGUGCAGGCCUACGACCUCUCCCUGGCCGGCUUCACCGACGAGAGCCUCCACUGGCACGCCUUCCCAGGUCACGAGCACCUGAUCCCCACGUCCAGGCCCCUCCCGUUCGGCAGCAGCUACGGCGAGCUCAUCGGCGGCCUCGCCAACGUGCCAAGCCUGCCGCUGGGGCGGGACGCCAUGCUGCAGGCCGUCCGUGUCCUCUCCGCCUAUGACCCGGCCGGCGACGUCGAGCCGGUCAAGCGCGCUCUGGCGGCGGUGAAGGUGAUGAUCUGCGAGUCCGGGCGCCUGAAGCCCAUCCGGAAGACCGUCAACGACGGAUGGGACGGCGAGUCCCGCGUCGCUCCCGAGCAUCUGCCCUACAUCGAGCACUGGGACACCAUGUCCUACGAGAUCAUCCGCUCCAACCGCACGGGGAAGUGGGACGGGCCAUUCACGCAGAUGCUGGAGACCAAGGCCAACAUCCGCAGCAAGGAGGAGGCGGUGGCCGUGAUGAACAUGCUCAUGGAUGCGGACUUCGGGCAAGUGUUCAAGGCUCACGCCAUCCCCAUCAACUUAGACUAAACGUGCAUGCAUGCAUGCAUGCAUGCUUGCAGCUGGUUCUAGACUUUAUAUAUUUAUUAGGUACAUCUCGAGUGGAUGUUUCUUUCAUGUCCGUCUAGUUUGUUCGUCCUCUAGCUGGUUGGUUGGAACAUGCAGGCUUUCAGCUUUGCUUGCUUCCUUGUCCUGUUUCAGACUUUCAGCCCAAUGUCUCAGAUAAUUUAGUCAAUUCUGUUCAGAAAACGCUAAAGCUUUGGCAUGCAUAGACAAUUUGCAGUCCAUUAAUUUGAGAGAAAAACAUUCUUU
This is a messenger RNA of Hordeum vulgare subsp. vulgare (domesticated barley), 1009 nucleotides long. RefSeq names its product 60 kDa jasmonate-induced protein-like. Lineage: Eukaryota; Viridiplantae; Streptophyta; Magnoliopsida; Poales; Poaceae. Bases 26 to 727 code for a protein of 233 amino acids. The record is from RefSeq and is a predicted model, not a curated record. The transcript has a single exon. Gene Ontology annotation, biological process: negative regulation of translation. Gene Ontology annotation, molecular function: rRNA N-glycosylase activity.